Molecule: messenger RNA, 1536 nt
Organism: Phycomyces blakesleeanus NRRL 1555(-)
Lineage: Eukaryota; Fungi; Mucoromycota; Mucoromycetes; Mucorales; Phycomycetaceae
Exons: 4
Coding region: 1-1536 (511 amino acids)
Source: RefSeq, a predicted model, not a curated record
AUGUCAACUCCAAAUACUGUGAUUAUCAUUGGCGGUGGAUUAGCUGGGCUUUCGGCUGCUAUUGAAGCCCAUGCUAAUGGUGCGCGUGUCAUACUUCUCGAAAAAGAGGCUCGCAUAGGUGGUAAUUCGAUCAAGGCAUCAUCUGGUAUCAAUACUGUUGAGCCAUUAAACAACGACACUGUUGAGCUGUUUGAAGAGGAUAGCAUAAUAUCUGGAGGUGGUCUUUCGGACCCAACGCUGGUACAUAAGCUGGUGACCGAAAGCCAGGAUGCUGUGAAGUGGUUGAUUGAACAGAGUAAAGAUAGCCUUGAUCUUUCGUUGGUGUCAAGAUGCGGCGGCCAUCGAGUCGGAAGAACCCAUCGCUGUAAGCCUGGAGAGAACGGACGACCGGUACCCGUUGGAUGGGCAAUUAUUGAGACACUCAAGAAACGCCUGGAUGGAGUUGAAGUCAAGACAGGAACACGAGUAUUGGAGAUCCUGAAAAACGCAUCGGGUCGAGUAACCGGUGUACGCGUGAUUACAGACGGAGAGGAGGAAGAGAUAGACGCGGAGGCAGUUAUCCUGGCGAGUGGUGGUUUUGGCGGUCAGACGGGCGAGUUGCAGGGGGAUGGCAAGGAGAGCCUGUUGCAUCAUUAUGCACCCCAGCUGGUUAACCUAGCAACAACUAACGGGCCAUGGGCUAAUGGUGAUGGUGUCCGCCUUGGUCUUGCCGCAGGCGCUAAGCUCAAAGAUAUGGACCAAGUGCAAAUCCACCCGACAGGUUUCAUCGAUCCUUCAAACCCAAGCGCACCCACAAAAUUCCUGGCUCCUGAGGCUCUAAGAGCCUAUGGUGCCAUACUUCUCGAUGGUGAAGGUCAUCGUUUUGUAGACGAGCUCGGCAGACGAGAUGAGGUCAGUAAGGCUUUCUUUGAGCACCCUAAUCACCCAACACCUGAAGGCUGGAUGUCCAAGUCCCUUUCUGCGGCCACCGAUGCAGACAAACAUACAUCUGCUUCUACAGCUACAGCUACAGAUACAGCUACAUCUGCUUCUACAUCUACAUAUACAUCUGAUUCUAGAUCUGCGGUAGCGUACCUUGUGAUGCCUCAACAGGCAGUCGAGAACUUUGGCGAGGGCACUUUGGGCUUCUACCUUCAAAAGGGAUUCUUUGUAAAGGCUGCUGGUACAGCUGGGCUCGCCAAAUUGCUGGCUGUUUCGCAAGAAGCUUUGGAAGAGGAGUUGGGACAAUAUGAUAGCCACCAGGAUCCAGAAAAGACGGUUUUUCCAUGCGAUCUGAUGCCAUCCAAAGACAUCCUGUAUUGGGUGGCUCUAGUGACUCCUUGUGUGCAUUACACCAUGGGAGGACUAACUAUCGACAGUGAAGCUCGAGUGUUGGAGUCUUCAGGAAAGCCGAUUACUGGUCUCUAUGCGGCAGGCGAGGUAGCUGCGGGAGUGCAUGGAAAGAAUCGACUGGCGGGUAACUCCUUGUUGGAGUGUGUUGUGUAUGGCAGAACAGCAGGCAGAACAGCGGCAACAUCUUAUUUGAGCCUGGAUUGA